Molecule: messenger RNA, 2571 nt
Organism: Closterium sp. Naga37s-1
Lineage: Eukaryota; Viridiplantae; Streptophyta; Zygnematophyceae; Desmidiales; Closteriaceae
Source: the annotation of a GenBank genome assembly
AUGCCGGUGUUCCAUGCCAUGGGGCGGGAGGAGGUCACUCUUUUCUUUGCAGAACCGUCCACCCUUCAUUGCUCGCUCUCCUUCAGCCGAUUCCUCACAUCCUGCAAUCACUUUAUGCGUCCAGCCCUUGCUGACUUCCCUUCCGGAUUCAACCUGACCUCCUUCUUCCUUCCUUUUCUCGUUCACUCUCUCCCCAAUCCCCUCCGUUUGCAUUGCAGAACCCUCUGCCCUUCAUCGCUCGCUACCCAACAGCAGACAAUCCUCUGCCCUUCAUCGCUCGCUACCCAACAGCAGACGUCCUCACAUCCAGUGACCACCUUGUCCGCUCAGUUGAUGAUGAGUCCCUGGAGAAGUGGCAGCAAGGUGAGAGAGGGGCGAGUAGCACAGAGCACGUACAACGUAGGCAUUCUGCACUUCCGCCCCACCGACCCGGCCAAGCGCCUUUCUGUCUUCAUCUUCUGCUAUUCCCCUAUCUCACAGAGCGCGUACAACAUAGGCAUUCUGCUCUUCCGCCCCACCGACCCGGCCAAGCGACUAGCUCGAGCAUGGGCAGAACUCCUCGCUACUGACGCCAAGAUAUGGGACCAGAACGGGUUCAACGAGCUCAUGCGGAAACACAUGGGGCCCGACGUGGAUCCUGCUGCUGGAGACCAUGUGUUCUGGGCGUUUGAUGGCAGUCUGAAGCUGGGGAUUCUGCCAGUCUCCGUCUUCUGUUCAGGCCACACCUUCUUUGUUCAGAACGGGUUCAACGAGCUCAUGCGGAAACACAUGGGGCCCGACGUGGAUCCUGCUGCUGCCGACCAUGUGUUCUGGGCGUUUGACGGCAGUCUGAAGCUGGGAAUCCUGCCUGUCUCGGUCUUCUGCUCAGGCCACACUUACUUCGUCCAGCUUUUCAGCACUUUCCCUCUCUCUCUCCCUGCUGUCCGGCCUUCAUCCCUCACCUCCUCAUAUCUCGUACUCCAUCUGCUAUCUUCCCCGCAGCAUCUGCACAAGGUGGUGGGUCUCGAACCGUAUGCUCUGCACGCCACUUUCCAGUUUGCUGGCACUCCAGGCAAGCGCCAUCGCUUCCGAGAGGCCAUGGCUUUUUACGACCCUCCAGAGUACUACGACCCGCCAGGUGGCAUCGUCUCAUUCGUCAACGACAUUCCCGAGGAGCUGCUGACGGGCGGCGAGCACACCCUCUCAACGCACUUCCACCUGGUCAACCACCAGCUGAAGAGCAUUCGUUCUGCUCUAGCUAUCGCCCUCAUUUUAAACCGGACCCUCGUCAUGCCAAGCACGUGGGCUCGAUUCGACCGCAUCUGGUACCCUCAUAAAGGCAUCCUCGAUAACACUGCAACGCCACAGCCGUUUCUCUGCCCACUCGACCAUAUCCUCAAUGUAGACAGGAUGCUUCCAGGGAAGCUUCCAGAAGAGGAGUUCGGGCCAGCAAUACCCUUUCGGGAAUAUUCUUUUCUUGACAACCCUCGUGUCCCAAAGGAGCUUCGAGCCUCCAAGCUCUCUGUGCGUAUCUGCAACGACACUGCUCCUGAUUGCCCUCCUGAAUUCCCUCAUGACUCCUCCAAGCUCUCUGUGCGUAUCUGCAACGACACUGCUCCCGAUUGCCCCGUAGAAACGGACGCUCAGGAUCUUCCCAGAGCUCACACACUCGAUCUGGUGCUCAGGAAAGGCGUACGAGAGAAGCAGUUGCGGGAAGCAUUAUCUCGGUUUUCUGAUGUGAAGUGGAUCGAGUUCAGUUUUCUGCACGAUGUGUUUGGCGGGUGGGAUGACAAGGUGAGUGCUGGUGGAAGGACGUGGGGCAGAGCGCCAGCGUCAGGAGCCAAACCCGUCGUUCUGGACGCCAAAAAGCGACUCGCGGAGUACUCUACAGGAACCACAUUGGACGUCGUCUUUAAGGAUCUCGGCCCUCAGAUCGGCUUUAAGACGGUCUUCUUCUGGGAGUACUUCGGUCCUCUGGUCCUCUACUCGCUCUUCUACUUCUUCCCGCAAGUGUUCUAUGUGGACGGUGCCAAGAGGAAGCUUAAAGAUGUCCAGACCUACGCACUCAUCUACUGGUCAUUCCACUACACGAAGCGCAUCCUCGAGACGUUCUUCGUCCACCGUUUCAGCCACGGCACGAUGCCGCUUCAGAACCUGUUCCGUAACUGCGGUUACUACUGGACCUUCGCAGCUUUCGUAUCGUUCUUCGUGAACCACCCGCUGUACACCCCAGUCAGCGAGACCCAGAUGAUGAUCGGAUUCGGCAUUGCUAUAGUCAACCAGCUCUCCAACCUCUACUGUCACAUCAUUUUGAGGAACCUAAGGUCCGGCUCGAGCUCGGGGUACCAGAUUCCGUCGGGCUUCCUGUUCAACUUCAUCACGUGCGCCAACUACACGACGGAGAUCACGGCGUGGCUGGGAUUCAACAUCGCCACGCAGUCCGUCGCCGGCUACCUCUUCAUGCUCGCCGGCGCCAUGCAGAUGGCCGAGUGGGCGCUCGCCAAGCAUAAGCGCCUCGUCAAGCUCUUUGAUGGCAAGGAGGGUCGCCCCAAGUACCCUCGGCGGUGGAUCAUGCUCCCUCCUUUCUUCUGA